Argentina anserina (silverweed cinquefoil) is the source of this 2273-nucleotide messenger RNA. RefSeq lists its product as uncharacterized. The record is from RefSeq and is a predicted model, not a curated record. The transcript is spliced from 9 exons. Gene Ontology annotation, molecular function: protein binding. Bases 25 to 2067 code for a protein of 680 amino acids. Lineage: Eukaryota; Viridiplantae; Streptophyta; Magnoliopsida; Rosales; Rosaceae.
GAGAGAGAGAGAGAGAGAGAGAGAAUGGGGGAGGCAUCAGAGACGACGACGACGAUGAUAAUGAACGACGACCACCCUCCUCCUCCGCCACCGAAAAAGAAGAAGGGCCGUCCUUCGCUUCUCGAUCUCCAGAAGCGCUUCCUCCAGCAGCAGCAAAACCCCCAUUUCCUCAACCCCUCCACCGCCGCCGCCGCCCGCAGCCGUAACCCUAACCCUAACUCCGGCGGCGGCGAAGACGAUGACGAGGACGAGCGCGCCAAGAAGAAGCACAAACUCUUGUUAGGAAUUAACCAGAACCGCAAACCGACAUUGCAUUCCGAUUCCAAUCCCGACGCCGGCGACGAUCCGGAUAAGAUCAGCUCCGUCCCCCGCGGAUCCAAUCCCACGAGCAUAUUGAAAGCGACUGACAGCAGCAGUAUUCAUGGGACGCAGGUGGUGUUUGGUCCCACUACUCCUUUGCCAGACAAAAAGUUGUUGGUGUUCAUCCUUGAUAGGCUUCAAAAGAAGGACACUCGUGGAGUGUUUUCAGAGCCUGUGGAUCCAGAAGAGCUGCCUGAUUAUCAUGAAAUCAUUGAAAUCCCGAUGGAUUUUGGAACUGUGAGGGAAAAACUGGAUCAGGGAGCCUAUGCCAACUUGGAACAGCUUGAGAAAGAUGUGUUCUUGAUAUCUUCAAAUGCAAUGCAGUAUAAUGCACCAGACACGAUUUAUUUCCGACAGGCACGGUCUAUCCAAGAACUAGCAAAAAAGGACUUUGAAAAUUUGAGGCAAGACAACACUGGUGAUGCUGGUGGUGAGGUCAAACCAAAAGUUGCCAGGAGAGGCAGGCCACCUGGCAGCAAGACCAUGAAAAAGUCAAUAGACAUGGCUCCAGUUGAACGUCUUGGUUCUCAAUAUUUCUCAGAAAUGACUCUUGCCCCUGGAGGAGAGAAUUCAGGCUUGUCCAAUGGUUACAAUUUGAGAAAAGGACCUGCUUCAUACAAGUUUAGGACUGCUGACAUAUUAAACAAAGCACCGCAUGGAUCUCUUGGUGGUGAUACUUCUGCCAACUGGUUGUCUGAAUUGGAGAAUGAAUUUCCGGCUUCGGUGUUGAGGAGUGUCUUAAAGUAUGGAAAGAAACAGUUUCCAGUUGAUGAAAACAGACGUCAAACCUAUCGGCAGUCUCUGGCUUCUGAACAUGAAUCAUCUGGACUCGCUGGUAUGGAAGGAGAGUGGAACCAACUUAUGGCGGUAAGUGUUGCCGCUGAGGAGCAUGGUUAUGCAAGAAGUUUAGCUCGAUUUGCUGCAAAUCUUGGACCUGUUGCCUGGAAGAUUGCUUCUAAGCGGAUAGGAAGUGUUUUGCCUGUAGGAGUGGAGUAUGGUCCUGGAUGGGUUGGAGAAAAUGACUCAUCAAGGUCGCAGCAAUUUUCAUUCCGUGAGGGAGAGGAUAAGGUUCAGUUCGCCCCCCCUGCAUCUGAUGAUCAUAAAGACAGACUUCGAUGUCAAAGUACAUCAGGCUUAAAUUCUGUUGCAGAUAGAUAUUCACUGCAAAACAGUGUUAACACAGAAAACUUUAGAGAAGCCAAUUCCCAAAAUGGGCCGGCAUUACUUAACAGUGGCAUUAGUGGAAUACGAUCUGUGCCUCCUUUCCGGAAUUCCAUGGUUCACUCUGGUAAUCUUGGUUUGAAUAGUAGGCUUUUGUCUAGUGUUUUACCUCAACCUGAGAUUGUUAAUAUGCCUUCUACAUUAUCAGGGGCGUCAAGUUCGGCCAACACUCCAGUACCUUCUCAUCAUCAAAUGGCUGGCAUGUUUACAGAGAGCAUUAUGAACUCGCAGUCGAUGCCUAUAGGCAAUGUUGAUUCAAAUGAAGCCAAACCAGAAAUGUCCAGUAGACCAUGGAAUCCCUUCCAGGCACAACCUCAAUUGGCAUAUGGUGGGGAGACUUCUUGGCAGGGUUUAUCAAUGAACAAUAAACAGGUUACGUAUUCAUUACCCCCAGACCUGAAUGUUGAAUUCGGUGCAUCAGGUUCUCCUAGUUCUCUUAUUCAAAUUGGCAUGCCGCCACAGCCAGAUUUAGCUUUGCAACUUUGAUUGCAUGGGACAUUGGUCUCCUUUUUUUCUUUUUUUUUUCUCCUUUUAUAAAUGGAAAUUAUAGCCGAGGUGGACUCUGAAUGCCGCAAAUAUCAUUAUACAGUAGUUGAGAAAAUUUUUGUACAGGUAGUAAUUUUUUUGUUUAAAUGUUGAAAUGUAUUGUUUCAACAAUAAUCCAUAGUGGGUGUACUGUCAACAUAGCAUUC